Molecule: messenger RNA, 8478 nt
Organism: Porites evermanni
Lineage: Eukaryota; Metazoa; Cnidaria; Anthozoa; Scleractinia; Poritidae
Source: the annotation of a GenBank genome assembly
AUGAGCGUAAGAACAUACAAUCCUUCAGUACUGAUUGGUAAUUGGAAUGAAGAUAUAUGCUUGGAGGAGGUAAGGCCGCUUUGAAGAUUUUGUUGAGAAGAAAGUUUAUUAGGUGAGAUUAAUGUGCGAUAAAAUGGUUUUUCUGUUGUUUUUCUUUAUUCCUUUUUAGGACAAACUCAAAGAUUUUCUUGACAAAAAAGAAAGAGGAGAGCUACUGAUUCAAAAAGCCAGCAACCUGUUACAAAGUAUAUUGAAAAAGGUCGGAGUUUGUCACAAUGCAGACACAAGCUACAAGUUUAAGUUCGCUGUUGCUAUUUUAUAUAUAUACCGUAGCUAUAGUUUAUAUUUAGCUAAAACUCAGGCUUACAAUGAGUAAUCAGGCCAAAGCAUGUUAUUCAAAGAUUCCUUUUGUCUUUUUUAACACCCUGGAGAGGAAAAUAAGAUAAACAGAUAAACAGAGAUCACAGUCUGACAGAUGUUGCAAGCAGUUCAAUACAUUCAUGUCUUCCAUUCCAACUCUCGAUUCAAUACUAAUUAUAUAUUUAAAACUACUCAAAGACCAUAAUUUGAUUUCUUAUUUUUCCAAUUUUCCUAGAUCUGUCUUGGUUUACUAGUAUGCUUAAGCUUACUGUGGUUCCAUCAAGGCCCAGGGCGGGAAUUUUUUCAGCCAGUUUUGUUUGCAAAGGCAUGAGUACAUUGUGUUUCCAGAGAUUAGAUCCUUGUAAAUAGUAAGGGGGGCAAUGGAGGUUGCACGGAUGUGCUGGACCUAGAAUCUUCUUAAGGUGAUUCGCUGGUUCUGCACUUUGCAUCUCUUACUGCGCAUAACAAGGUGGCUGCCAUGAAAAAGAGCAUCUGAAAUAACAUUAUUCAAAUGAAGUUGACUGAACAGAAAAUGUUGUCAUGACUAUCUGUGUUUAAUGUCUGUGCUUUUAGUUUCAAAUUAUAUUCACCAGUUACGGAAAUCACAUGUUGUGAAUAUAGUAAAUCACAUACCACCCUGUUUAUGCGUAAUCAUGCCUCAUGCAGCUAAUUUGGGCCUAUCAUGCAUCAGGUAAAAAAUUCAGUACCCAUCACAUAUCAUGGAAAACCCAGCUUUGUAACAUGAAUAUACAGAGAUAAAACAGUAUUAUUUAGCAGGUUACUCAGGGGAUGUGUGACAUUUCUGAUAGCCCAGGGAUGGCCCUGGAAAUGCCCACCCCUGGGGAUACUUCCAUAUACAGUGUGUAUGGGCUAGAUAGGUAUAUUCCUUAGAGUAUUAGGAAAGUGAUUUAAUGAAGGUUUGUGUGUUGUUUUGUUUUGUUUUUUCUUGAAUAGGGUGUCAGUUUUUGGGUUUGAUCCUUAGAAUUAAUUAAGGUGUCAAUUUUUGUUUGUUUUAUCCUUAAAUAGGAUCAGGGUUUAAGACCCUGGGUGGCACACACCUAUCCCCCCCUCACUGGGUGCCGACCAUCCCUCCCUGGUGCAAAAGACAUUGACAGGGGCAUUAGGAAUAAUUGCUUUUGGGUUAAAUUGGUGUUUAAAAAAGAAAAUUAAGUAUUGUGGCAUUAACAAAAUCAAAUAAAGGCAGGGCCUGGGUGGACUCACUUAAAUUUCCAUGGGAGCAAUUGCCACCAGUUCGAACCAGUUCACUGAGACUGGAUCAACCUGUUCCAUUGGACAUUCAGAUUGAGAAUUAACUCAGGGCUUUGUGGGAAGCAAAAUUUUUACUCAAUAUGAGGAUUUGUCAUGUUUCCACAGGUCAGUCUAUCAGUGUCUCAUGAUGGCUACCUCCAUUUUGGAGACAUAGUUUGCUUAUACAAUCCAUCAACAGAAUCCACCCUGUCUGCAAAUAUGGCAGAGAGCAAAAUGCAUGAUGAGAAGAAAUUGGUUGGACCCUGUGAUGUCUCUGCAUCCAAAUCAACUGAUUCUUGCAUUCGAAAUACAUUUGUGAUACUUGGAUGUAUGUAAGUAACCAGUCAGUAUACCGUUAUCAUGGGUACUAGUCAGGGCUUGGUGGCGGAAAAUAAGUCAAAUUUCACGGGAUUUUCAGAGACAGAUUCACAGAAAAAUCGGCCGAUUUCGCGGAAAUUUCGUGGAAAUUUUCAGGGCUAACUUCGCCGAAAAACAAUCAGUCAAAAAACGGCUGAUUUUGUGGGAAUUUUCUGGGCAAAUCUCUCUAGAUAUCGAUCAAUUUUGCACUGAUUUGAUGAGCAUGUUCAAUGUUUUUAAACAGAGACAAUCAUUUGCUAUUUUAACAACAAAGCACUCAAGAACUGAGCCAAUGGCAAAGCUUUUAACAUCAUGACUAGUGAACAGUUUUUCGCAUCAUAUUUACACCCUGUAGUUUUGGGACGUUGUUUGCUUGUGGUGGUGAUGAUGAGCCAAAAUGUAUGGAAGAACUCAGGUUUUCUAAAAAGCAACAAAGGACUGCUAUGCACUUCAGAUUUAGUGUGUACUUUCUUCAAGCUCAUUAGUUACCUUUUUCAUUUUUUACAUUUACUCUUUUUCUACUCUUGUACAUGUGAAUCUCGGGCAUUUCUCCCACUUGGCUAGGAAUAGAAAAUGGAGAUGACUGUUAUGCAGGCUAAUGUAUCAUUACUUCUGUAUCUUUACACUAAGUCAAAUUUGUAAGCAAGCUGUUUGUAAGAGAUCUUUCAAGUGNAAAAUGUAUGGAAGAACUCAGGUUUUCUAAAAAGCAACAAAGGACUGCUAUGCACUUCAGAUUUAGUGUGUACUUUCUUCAAGCUCAUUAGUUACCUUUUUCAUUUUUUACAUUUACUCUUUUUCUACUCUUGUACAUGUGAAUCUCGGGCAUUUCUCCCACUUGGCUAGGAAUAGAAAAUGGAGAUGACUGUUAUGCAGGCUAAUGUAUCAUUACUUCUGUAUCUUUACACUAAGUCAAAUUUGUAAGCAAGCUGUUUGUAAGAGAUCUUUCAAGUGUAAGUAGCAAGGAGACUACUAUACCCAAGCUACAAGUAAUAAAGCCAGCUGUGAGGAAUUUUCUCUCAUCAGUCUUGUGACUCACUUUGCUUAAUCUCAAAUGGAGCCUCUUGCGCUUGACAGGGGCACCCAAUGACUAUUUCCUGUAAAAUAUCUGUUCAGAGAAGCAAAUAUUGUCUGGAAUUUUCUAUUACUUGAGGACGGCUAAAAAUUUCCAGGUGACUGUUCCAUUCAUGUACAAUAUUCGAGGCUAAUUAUCUAAUAAAUUCCCUACGAUUUUCUGAAUUUUAAAUUUUCAAAUUUCACUGCCCAGGUUAGGCUUAUUUUUGGUACAAAAUGGAAACCUAAAUUUUCGGAUAAUUCAAAGAUGUGAUGGAGAGAGGAAUUUUAGGGAAAAUGAUACUGAAGCCCUUGUAAUUUUGAAAAGACUUGCUAGCCUCAAGUUCCCCUAGGAUGACUGAACAGGUACAAAUUUAAUAGCGCCACUUAGAAUGCAUUCUAUAGAUCUAUAUUAUUCUGGGUAGCCUAAAAAGUGUUUUCUAUGUAUUAAGGAGGAAACCGUCGUUGGGUACCCCUGACUAAAGCUUUUAGAGAACUUACAGGUUCUCACCGGAUAACAAUAGCUAACAAUGAACAUAAUUAGUCUGCACUGAUGGUAUCAUCUUUUUGUUUUAAUUUAUUUUGUUUCGUUUUGUUUUUGUUUGUUCCUUUUUUUGACCAGGCCUAGGGAUAAAGGCAAGGUGUUAAGAUAUAAUGAACCAUUCAUCCUGAGCACGCUGCCUGCAGUUGGAGGAGAUGUAAGAAUUUCUUAGUUUUAACGCACUCUAAUAACACCUAUUUAAAACCGUUGGACCAAUUUCAAUGGUUUCUCUUUUUUUUUCUCUCACUUCAACAUGGCACUACCCUAUAUCCUUCAGUGCCGGAUCCAGACUUUGAGAUAAGGGGGGCCCGGUCAUCCAUACCCUUAGAUAAGAGGGGGGGGUCUCCAAAAAAAUGUUUUCGGCCCUUUGGGCCUUAGUUUGGUCUAAAAAUAAGGGGGGAGCGGGCACCUCCCCUGGAUCUGCCACUGUCCUUAUCGCAUUCUUUUCACUUUGCAGCUCAAGUUAAAGACUGACAGAACAUCUUUUAACGAAUGUGCAAAGAAGUCAAGACAGCAAUUAGUGACUCUUGUUGAUAAUGCGACUUUCAUGUGUCAUUGGUGAGAACACUUGGGAGUGGUCUCUUUUUAAUAUAGUUUUCCCAGAUAUAGUUUAAGAAAGGGCGAAAAUUGUUCGCAGCGCAGCGCAUCUUCUCGCGAUGAUUUUGCACGCGCAUGCGUUAUUUGCUCACUUUACUCAAUUAGAGACCUUUCAAAGUCAAGGGCAACCAAAGACUGUUUUCUGUAAAAUAUCUGUUUGGAGAGGCAAAUAUUGCCUAGAAUUUUCUGUUACUUGAGGACAGCUAAAAGUUUCUAGAUGACCGCUCCAUUCAUGUACAAUUUUCCUGAGAUUUUCAAUUUUUUCAAAAAAAAAAACGUUUUGAAAGCCAAUUUUUUUCAAAUUUCACUCCCCAGAUAAGGCUAUUUUUCGUAGAAAAAAGGAAACCUAGCCUAAAAUUUUCGGAUUCAGAAAUGUGAUGGAGAGAGGAAUCAGAAAAAUUCUCACUUUCGUACUAUGUUCAAAUGCAUCUAAAAUUUCGGGAGAAUAAUACUCAACCCAUUAAUUUCAAAAAGACUGAAGUUCCCCAAGGAUGACCGAACAGAUAUAAAUUCUAUAGCGCCGCUUAAAAUGCAUCUCUAGAGAUCUAAAGAGCCUAAAAAGAGUUCAGUUUCAAUGUAUUUAGGAUGCGUUGUUGGGUGCCCCUGCAUAGUUAGCCACUAAACAGACGUUGUAUUCUUUUUUUGUCUUUUGAAGUCAAUAAAUCCCCCGCAGUUUUUAUUUUCACACGCGCGCUCAACGAUCCCUAGCCUGCAUGACAGGCGCUAUUUUUUCGCGUUUUUCAGGAGAGCGAAGGCAAACGCGAAGCACGCGAGGAGCGCCAGGCACGCGCCGCUUACCUUCGUUCUCCUAAAAUACGAGAAAAAAUAACGCCUAUUUUGCAGGCUAGACGAUCUCUAAAUAGAAAAUAGAGGGUCUGUGAACAGGCUAUCUCAUAGUCUCCCCCAUCCUUGAAAGGCGCCUGUGCUCUCGCCAGAGUGUAUUUAACGGCCUUUUUUCAUAAAGUCGCAGGCAGAUGAACAAAACAAAAAUUAUAGGAAUUGGAGCAAAUGAAUGAAGACGGUAUACUACUGAGGAGAAAUAAAAAAGCCAAAGAAAUAAUAAAAAUGUAUGUAGCCGAUGUCAAGCUUGGAAAACACAUGCGAACUACUGAAAGAGUUUUAGUGUCAGCUCUAAUACGUGUCCAGUUGGCUGAAUUAAUAGCGGCGAGAGAUUUUUUCAGCCAAUCGCAGCAGUCAGCAUGUAGCAAUGAGAACCCAAAACAAUUUAAUACGAAAUUAUAUUCUACUGUAAUUCAAAAGCUGCUAAAAUUAUCAGUUUUCUCGAGAUCAAUAAUCAAGCAUGCAAAAUUUCACCCUGAUGCAGGACAACGAUCUUCGAAAUGACUUUAAACUGGUAACUGCAGAAAUAAGAGAAAAAGAGAAAAAAUAAAUACCACUCACUAUGCAUUGUCUUUUCAGGAAAAUUUUUUGUUUUAAUCCACAAGAUCGCCUAGAGACAGAAGGAAUGCCAGUCCCGGUAAGAUUUCGAUUUACUGUCGUUUCACCAAUGAGUCGUCUCGCUAACGUCCUGGGCCCGGUUACUCGAAGCAUGGUUAGCGUUAACCAGCGUUUAAUACCUUGACAACGUAUUGGUUUUGAUACUGCUUAACCAAUGGUUAAAGCUAACCAUGCUUUGAGCAACUCAGCCCAGUUCGCCAGACGUCAACGUGCUAGGUCAGUUCGUCAACUUCUUUAACCAGAUCAAUGAUUUAACGAACGAGGUAUACAUAUUUUUAUCGGACUUUUACGUAUUAUAGCUGAAAGAACAAGGUAAAUACAUCUGUAGAGCUUUUUUCGUUCUUAAGCUAAACCACUUAAACCUUGGCGAACAACCUUGGUGAACGGGACGGUAAAGAAACUAAGCAAAGGCGAAACGACAAGUCGCCAAGGUUCGGAUCUCAGGUAAGAGUCCCAAGUAGAAAGGAAUCUCGCCAAAUUUAACCAACUGUUAAGUUCAACUCGUAACACGAUCACAUUUCUUCGGUUGAAGACGCAAAAUACACUCAUUCACUUUACUAUCUGAAAACCUGGACAGUGAAGCCCACUACCUAUGGCCAUAGUGGUCAUUGUAAAUUAAGUGUAUAACAAGAAAACGAUUCACUUUAUUCGUUUCUAAGGGUUGCGGAAAUGUAGAUGACUGAGUAGCAUGCCUAUAUUAAGUUAUAGAACACCAAACUAUGUGAUGUUCGGCUAUCCAUGGGUUGGUUACUACGAGGGCGAGUGACGAGUGAAGCGAACCGCGCGAGGACGAAGCGCGAGGGGCGAAGUUCGCGCGUGAAGUCUCACGAUAUCCCCUUGCUCGCAAGCUAUGGGGCCGUACACAAGGAUGUACAUUAGGGCCGUUUAUACCAGAGAAUAACAGGUUAUUAUAGUCACUAGACCAUGACCCCUGCUGAUGGCUGGAAUUUAUUUUUCUUCUGUUUUUUUUUUUCCCGGUAGGCAAACACGAAAAUCAUACUGAACCACGUCAAAACCAAUCAGAAUCUUGCAGCCUUGCCGGAGUAUUCAUUUAGGUAUGUAACAGCACAGGCAGCCCAAGUUCAGCAUGAGAGUUUUUAAAUCAUUGAUACGGCCAUUUGAGGAAUACGCAGCGCAAUAUGGUACCACACGUAUUACCGUCGGUUACAUCUAAGCGUGUACACAUGAGGAAAAAACAUGUUCUAAUUGGGUGCAAACAUGACAUGUUUUNGUUAUUAUAGUCACGAGCCCAUGACCCCUGCUGAUGGCUGGAAUUUAUUUUUCUUCUGUUUUUUUUUUUCUCCCGGUAGGCAAACACGAAAAUCAUACUGAACCACGUCAAAACCAAUCAGAAUCUUGCAGCCUUGCCGGAGUAUUCAUUUAGGUAUGUAACAGCACAGGCAGCCCAAGUUCAGCAUGAGAGUUUUUAAAUCAUUGAUACGGCCAUUUGAGGAAUACGCAGCGCAAUAUGGUACCACACGUAUUACCGUCGGUUACAUCUAAGCGUGUACACAUGAGGAAAAAACAUGUUCUAAUUGGGUGCAAACAUGACAUGUUUUUCGCUAAACAUUCGAAGUUUGGAGUAGGUGGCUGUUGUCGACUUAAUUUGUUUCCGCUCAACAAAAUAUUCUUUGCAAGAAUUUUUAGACGUUAAGAAACAUUUCUGGAGUCAAGUGUGCUGUUUCUGAGCGAAAAAUACACCUGAAAGUUGAGAAAAAUGAAAUAUGACCGAAACGCGCUGAUCAAAAACAUAUAAACAACUUACCUUUGGCACGAUGGUUUGCUUUAACAGCUGUCAAACUUCAAAUGUUUGGCGGUUAAACACGUCAUGUGUGGCACCCUAUUACGGAACAUGUUUUUUUUGGUCUCGUGUCCACGCUUAGAUGCAACCGACGGUAAUGUUUAAACUCUCAUACUGAGCUUGGGUAGCCUGUGGUAAGAGAACUUUGGCAUUGCAGAUCGAUCACUUCUUUGUAACAGAAAAAAGGACAUACUGAAAAAAAAAUAACUGAUUGCUAAGUCGCAAGUUCUUUCCAGCAAGCUUUAAAAUGUUUUGUGCAAAUUAACACUUAUUGUUACACAUCUUCAUUUUUUUUUAGUUUUGUUUCCCUUAGUUUUUUUCUUUCCAGGUUUCAGUGGCUCAUGCUGAUACCUGCUUUUCCUGCAUAGUCAAGAACCAGACAAAAACAUUUUUCAGAAAACACUGAGCUACCCCAGCUGAAUUGUCUAUGAAUUGGCCAUGUUUGUAGGGAAUUGUGUCAAGUUCACAUACUGAAAGAAAAAUUAAACUUCUUACUUUCACCUUCUCUACCAAACCGUCAAUUUAAUCACGCCUUUCAGUUUCCAGAUAAUGGUUAAGAGAUGUCCAAAAUUGUCUCUGUUUCGUUAUUUGUGCCAGCCUGGCCUCUACGCGUUUUCGGCUCAGUCAAACGUGGACUCUACCGUGAGCCGUUACCGAAAAGCCGCCGGAACGUUCCCUUUCUCAGUUGCGCCCGUGUACGACGGGGCAAGAGAGAACGCCUUGGGACCAGGCUGGUUUUUGUGCCUGUUCUUGGGGUUGCUUAGGCCCCACAAGCUCUGACCUGACCUUGAUUUAUGUUAGAACGCCGUUUGGACGAGAGUGUGAGGUAGUAGCCAAAACAGAAGUGGACUCGCAUAAAGCAGAGACGCCAAGCAAUCAUUGGGUUUUUGUGACACGAGAGGUCAAAGACGCGGCCAGAGAGCACGAGCUGGAGCGGGAACAGGAAUUCAAGGAUCUACUAACAAGGCAACAAGCCGCUGAAGCUGAAGGAGCCCCUCCUAAAGAGGAGAUACCCGGUAGAUCUGAAGAGACUCAGCCCGGGGGGAGCGGACAGCCUGCUCAAUAG